Cladophialophora psammophila CBS 110553 is the source of this 1425-nucleotide messenger RNA. RefSeq lists its product as uncharacterized. The record is from RefSeq and is a predicted model, not a curated record. The transcript has a single exon. Gene Ontology annotation, molecular function: selenium binding. NCBI's taxonomy places the organism in Eukaryota, Fungi, Ascomycota, Eurotiomycetes, Chaetothyriales, Herpotrichiellaceae. The coding region runs from base 1 to 1425 and encodes 474 amino acids.
AUGAUUGAUCCAACAUUUUACCGGCACGCCGCCGAGGCUGUUGCGGCUCCUCCAGAAGAGCUUGCAUUCGUUGUUGCUUAUGAUCCUGAAUUCAAGAAAAAUGAUGCCGUCUUUGUGGUCGACCUGGAUCCCAAGUCAACUACCUACGGACGGGUCGUUGGUAAAGUCGAGGUUCCCGCAGGGCAGGAAUUGCAUCACUUUGGAUGGAAUGCUUGCUCGAGUGCUUUCAAGCAUGAGGGUCACAAUAUGGAGAAUCUGGAACGUCGGUACCUCAUUGUGCCAGGCCUGAGAUCGUCAAACAUCUUCAUUAUCGACACGAAGCCAGACCCCCGUAAACCGAAGAUUGUCAAGGUGAUUCCGGCGAAAGAGCUUUCGGACAAGGCUGGCUACUCGCGUCCGCAUACAAUCCACUGUGGACCGAACGGUAUAUUUAUGACAUGUCUGGGUGGACCGGAUGGCAAUGCUGAUGGUCAGACUGGUAUUGCCCUGCUCAACCACGACACCUUCGAGGUGAUAGGAAAGUGGGAAACCAAUCAUGGGCCCCAGCGCCAGAGCUACGAUGCCUGGUGGCACAUGAAUAAGAACACCUUAAUCUCGAGCGAGUGGGCUCCCCCUUCACUGAUCGAGAACGGGCUGAAUGCUGCGGCGCUUAUGGAAAACAAGUAUGGGAAACAGGUCCACUUCUGGGACCUUGCCAAAGGGACACACGUCCAGGCGAUCGACGUGGAUGAAGGCGAUCAAAUGGUCCUGGAAGUGCGCCCGACGCAUGAUCCCGAGGCUACAUGGGGCUUCUUCGGGGUGACACUCUCAACAAAGGACCUUUCGGGUUCGAUUUAUUACUGGUGUGAAGGCGAUAACGGUAAAUGGAAGGCUGAGAAAGUGAUUAAGAUCCCCGCGGAGCCGGUUGAUGACCCGAACAAGCUGCCGCCGAUCAUCAGACCCUUUGGUGCGAUUCCUCCACUCGUUACUGACAUCGAUCUUUCCGUCGACGAUAAGUUUCUCUACGUCUCAUGCUGGGGCACCGGUGAGCUGAAGCAAUAUGAUGUUCGUGACCCAGCCCAUCCCGUCCAAACAGGCUCUAUAAGGCUGGGGGGCAUUGGCAACCACACAGCACACCCCGCAGAGCCGGAUAAGCCUAUCGCCGGAGCUGUGCAGAUGGUAGAGGUCAGCCGAGACGGGCGCCGUGCCUAUUUUACUGGUUCACUUUAUUCGACCUGGGAUGACCAGUUCUACCCUGAGGGGAUGGGAUCUUGGAUGGUCAAGGUCAAUAUCAAUCCUGAAGGCGGUAUGGAAAUAGAUCGAGACUUCUUCCCGCGUGGAGAUGAAUUCGAUGGUCUCCGAGUUCAUCAAAUCAGGCUCCAGGGCGGAGAUGCUUCUACGGAUUCAUAUUGCUGGUCUUCCCCUCCUGUUCAGGCAAAAAUCUAA